AAAUUUCUUUCACUUUGUUGGCCUAAAUGGCAGCAAGUAACACUUAAAAGGACAAUUCUUUCAAGCUUUUCUUCAAACGAGUAGCGAACUCUUGAAAAUAAAUGCCGACUAGAAAUAAAGCAGCAAAAAACAGCAUUCUUGAUGGCUCCGUUCCUCAGCAGAAAGAUUGCUAUGAUGGGGAACGUCUUGUUCAUAUGCUUAAAUCAAUCCGAAGAGGGAUAGAGUCCGCAAGAAUAUUGGGUGGAAACUCCUUGCCUGAAAAAAUAUGGCUUAAGCAACAAUUUUCCGUUGGUGUUAAUGAUGUGACACGUGUACUUGAACGGAUGGCGCCCAGUGCUGAAAAGGGAAGCUCUGCCCAAUCUCCUUGUGUUAGGCUUCAGGCUAUUUUGUUAGCCGCUGAUUGCAAUCCAAAGUGGCUAACGAAGCACCUGCCAACUUUGGCUUCGUCAAGGAAGGUACCAUUGAUCACCGUUAAAGAUGAUGGGAAGGGGUCCUUAAGAUUGGGUGAGCUUGUCAGGCUGAAAACAGCCAUUGCAAUUGGAGUAAAGGCUCGAGAAAAUGCUAUCAAUCAAAUAAUGGAGGAAAUUCUUGAUGGUGAUGAAGUGAAUCAAGGAGCAUCGUGAAGUCCGAUGAGGGAUGCCUUGGUGACCAUGCUCAAUGACCUGCCAGUUGCUUGCGGUCGCAAUUGAAGGGAACCAUUGACUGAACUUGACCCCUAUGGUGAGCGGUUGUUUCUCAAGUUGAGAUGUUAGAGGCCAGGCAUGCCCCCUAUGGUGACGGGUUGUAAAUGAAGACACACAUUCUAGAGUUGUAACAGAUGUAUCUGGUAUAAACUUUAACUACACAGAAAUGCAUACUAUUUUUUCUAUCUGCCCACUAUAAUCACCUAAAAAGAAUGGUAGAUGAGUGAUAUUUGCCCAAAAGGAAUGCAAAACUUUCAUUGAUCUCCGAAUGUAAGUUACUAAGCCUGUAGCAAAAAUGUUACAAUCUAUUUGGUGUGGUUUUCUAUGGUA
Molecule: messenger RNA, 1013 nt
Organism: Durio zibethinus
Lineage: Eukaryota; Viridiplantae; Streptophyta; Magnoliopsida; Malvales; Malvaceae
Source: RefSeq, a predicted model, not a curated record